GUUUCUUGCUCCCUAGCCAUCGUUUCUUGUGUCGUCGAUUGGUGCACUGGCUAGCCGGGAUCUGGAUCUACUCCUGCGCCCGCCCACCCGGCCAUCGCUACAAGAUCCACAAGAUCCGGCGACAGUCGCGGUCGUCCUGCGAGAGUCUGAUUGGUAUUUGUUUGGAGUCCGGCGGUUGCUCUCACCGCUGCCACCCUCUCGAUCUGAUUGAUCCCACCAGCACCAUUAAGAGUUGGGGAAGGUGAACCACCCCCUUCUUGGGAUCCGGUACCAACUCCAAUAGUUCUGCAAUGAGUAUCUCAUUGAGAGAUCGUAUUAGAAAGAGGAGGGAGGAAGAAUAUGAUGACAUGAUGAUGUUUGUAUUCCCUGCCUUAUAUCUGAUGGGUUCUGCUAGAGAAGGAGGAGUAAAGAAGAAACGUCAUACAUCAGAAGAAACAGGAGAGGUUAAGGUUCGUCGACUCCUUGAGGGACAUAUCAAGAAUUGUCAAGUUACAUUUAGGAUGGAACCCCACAUCUUCAAAGAGUUGGCGACUUAUCUUAGAAGGAAAAGACUCGUUGUUGAUACAAGGAUUACGGUGGAGGAGAAGUUGGGUUUCUUCCUAUACAUGUUAAGUUGCAACGCCUCAUAUGAGGAUCUUGCAGUGACCUUUGGGCACGGCAACGACACCUUCCAUCAUCACAUCAACCACUUCUUCAAGAAGGUCAUUCCCACACUUUCUCGUCGUUUCCUCCAGUGCCCCGAUCCUAAUCAAGUGCAUUCGAAAAUCCAAGAUAAUCCUAGAUUCUAUCCAUUCUUCAAGAAUUGUCUUGGUGCCAUUGAUGGAACUCAUAUCCUCAUUUCCAUAUCCCCUGAGAAGUAUUCUCCUUUUAGGAAUAGAAAGGGCACACUAAGCAUUAAUGUGAUGGUGGCAUGUGAUUUUGAUCUCAACAUCACUUUUAUUUCUAGUGGAUGGGAGGGAUCAGCUACAGAUUCCAGAGUGCUAAGAUCGGCUAUGAGCAAGGGCUUCCAGGUACCUCCAGGCAAAUUCUAUCUGGUUGAUGGAGGGUAUGCAAAUACUCCAUCUUUCCUCGCUCCAUACCGAGGGGUUCGAUACCAUUUAAAAGAAUUUGGAGCUGGACAUCGAAGACCACAAAACUCAAAGGAGCUCUUCAACCACCGCCACGCACUACUGAGGAACCAUGUCGAAAGGACUUUGGGAGUGCUUAAGAAGUGCUUCCCCAUUCUCAAAGUUGCCACAUUCCAUACGUUAGAAAAUCAAGUGAAAAUACCUAUAGCUGCAUCCAUCUUCCACAAUCUAAUCCGAUUACUUCAUGGAGACGAGGAAUGGUUGGAUCAUCAGCCGGAUAAUAUCGAUCCAACACACUUUGUUUCUUUACCCAAUGGCGAUCAAAACAAUGACUCAGGCACUGCACAAGGCAAUGCUUUGAGAGAUACCAUCGCCCAAGAAAUGUGGGUUCAGUACCAGCAACAUGUAAAUUAAAUUAGUUUUCAUGAAUUAAUAAGCUUGUAUCAUGAAUAAGUUGAUGAAUAAGUUAAUAAGCUUGUAUCAUGAAUAAGUUGAUGAAUAAGUUUUUUCUUUU
Molecule: messenger RNA, 1581 nt
Organism: Setaria italica (foxtail millet)
Lineage: Eukaryota; Viridiplantae; Streptophyta; Magnoliopsida; Poales; Poaceae
Product: helicase SWR1
Exons: 3
Coding region: 291-1481 (396 amino acids)
Source: RefSeq, a predicted model, not a curated record